ACCAUUUUUGAGUCGGGUACGAGAACUCACUGGCAUUGAGGGACGCAGGAAACUAAGGUGGUCUCCGAGAGCUUUCUUGGGCUCUGCACCCUCUGGUACUAGUGCUCACGGAUAACCAGGCCUCAUCACUAGGGUGGUCCCUGGAACGAUGGCGCCAAGCGCCCGGGGACUGAAGCUCGGCCGACGAUACAAACUGUUAGCUGGUGCCGCGCUUGUACUGCUGCUCAUACAGGGCCUGGUGGUGUGGAGCUUCAGUGGUCUGGAGGGGGACGACAAGGAGAAUUCCCUGCCAAGGGUAAAUAGAAGCCCAGAUAAUGGAGAAGUCGCCAAGGACUCCGACAGCUCUGCAGGGAGUAGAUUGCAGAGGUGGACAGUGAAACCAGAAAGGAAGAGCAAUGAUGGGAGCAAAAUAACUAGAAAGGCCACUGCAAUACGCAAACAAAGGCUGCCUGUCCACGUUUCCCACAAGGACUGGCACAAUUUUACCCGAGAAGGGGACACAGGUAGUGUGGAGGGAGCACCUCACUCAUCAGACCGCGGGUUCACUCCAAAGUGUGAGAUCACUGGAAAGGAUGCUCUAUCGGCUCUUGCCAGGGCUAGAACCCAGCAGUGCCAGCAAGAGAUAGCUAAUCUGGUUUGUCUUCACCUGGCGGGACAGCUCAUGCCAAAAAGUGUUCAACGUCAGUGCCAGUUCACAGGAAAGGUAAACUCAGGCUUAACAUGGGAGGAACCUGAUGUGGGCGCCUUACCCCCUGAAAAACCUUUACGUGUGUUGUAUAUGCUGGUUGUGCAUGGUAGAGCUAUACGGCAAUUGAGACGCCUCAUAAAGGCAAUUUACCAUCAAGAUCACUUCUACUACAUCCACGUGGAUCAGAGAUCCGAUUACCUUCACCGGGAAGUGGUUCAGCUAGCGCAGUCUUAUGAGAACAUGCGCGUCACCCCUUGGCGCAUGGUGACCAUAUGGGGAGGAGCCAGCCUUUUGACCAUGUACCUACGCAGCAUGAAGGACUUGCUGGAGAUGCCAGACUGGCCUUGGGACUUCUUUAUCAACCUGAGUGCCACUGACUACCCUACAAAGACAAACGAGGAGCUGAUCCUUUUCCUGUCCAAACACAGACAUAAGAACUUCCUCAAGUCUCACGGCCGUGACAAUGCUCGUUUUAUAAAAAAACAGGGCCUGGAUCGUCUUUUCCACGAAUGCGACUCCCACAUGUGGCGUCUUGGGGAGAGGCAGAUUCCCGAGGGGAUAGUGGUGGAUGGCGGCUCAGACUGGUUUGCCCUGACGCGAAAUUUUGUGGAAUAUGUCACCUACACGAAAGAUAUCUUGGUCUCUGAACUGAGACAAUUUUACAAGUACACCCUUCUGCCUGCUGAGUCAUUCUUCCACACGGUCUUGGAAAACAGUAAAGCCUGUGACUCUCUGGUGGAUAAUAACCUGCGAGUGACCAACUGGAACAGAAAGCUGGGCUGCCGCUGUCAAUAUAAGCACAUAGUGGACUGGUGCGGCUGUUCGCCCAAUGACUUCAAACCUCAGGAUGUGGUGCGCCUUCAGCAGCUCUCCCGGCCUACGUUCUUUGCACGAAAAUUUGAGUCAUCGGUGAAUCAGGAGGUGUUGGAUAUUUUGGAUGCUCAUUUAUUUGGGGAGCUUCCGUCAGAGACUCCUGGAUUGAAGGGGUACUGGGAAAAUGUCUACGACAGCAUUGAUCAGAUGGGGGGAUUAAGUGAUGUCACAAUGACUGCCUACCCUGCAUUCACACGCCUAGCACUGCGUGAACUACAGGGCUCCAAAAAGCAGCCGAAACAACCAUAUUGCAGGUUCACAGCGUCAGGUUUGCCGUCCAGCGUCGAGCUGUAUUUCUAUGAUGACCAUUUCCAAGGUUACCUUGUGAAACAGGAGGUGCAGAGUGGAGAAACUCUGGAGAUCUGGAUGAUGCCACAGGGUAGCCUGAAACUGUCACAACAAGGCGGAGCAAUAGGCCGCAUACAGGGUCUUGAAGUGGGCACUGAAUGGGACCCCAAAGAAAGGAUCUUCCGUAAUUUUGGAGGCCUGAUUGGGCCGUUGGAUGAGCCGGUGGCAGUACAGAAGUGGUCCCGUGGGCUCAACCUGACCGUUACAGUGGUUUGGAUUGAUCCAACAUACAUUAUCGCUGCCUCUUAUGACAUCACUGUGGAUAUGGAUGCUGAUUUCACACAGUACAAGCCUCCUCUGGCCCGCCCCCUGCGUCCUGGCUAUUGGACUGUUCGGCUCUUACGCUUCUGGGAGUUACUGGCCGAGGUUCGCUUCCUUGUGGUACCACUGACCGUGAGAAACAAGGAGCCACUGCGGAAAGGCGAUAAUUGGUUGCACGCAGGACCCUCAAAAGGUCAGUAUAUGGAGCAAAAUUUCCAAGCUCUCAGCGGGAUUUUGAACUUACCCCCCAGAGUGGAGGCAGAACGAGAUGCUAAUCAUAAUUCAGAGCUCCUUGGCAAAGAGCUGGAAGCGUGGACAGAUGAAAGUUUAAGGAGCUUUUGGUCAGUCGGGGGCAUAUGCACCAAGGAUGAUUCUAAGUCCUGCCCCUCUCUUCCCAAAUGCUCCAAAACACGCUGGAGCUCUCUGUCCCCUGACCCAAAGUCAGAGCUAAGCCCAGUCACACAUGAUGGCCGUCUGAGGUAACACUUUCUGCAGGCAGAGAGCACAGACUUGGAUUGAUGGCACCACUUAGACUGAUGGACAUAGACCCACUCAUAUCACGCUACACAAUAACUUGGGCAGUGCUGUAGAGUUGGAGAAGUCGAGCCAACAGACUGCUAUUCUUUUGUGAGCAGGUUUGCUGCCUCGGCUGCAAGCUGCAAGAAUGUAAUAAUCUCCCGAGAACAAGAUGGAAGCCUUACUCAGCCGCAUAACACAGGCAUAGCGGUGCCCAGCACUGAGGUUCUUAAACAGACAAUGCUGAUGUUAUACCCCAAUGCACACAUUUUGUUUUGUGUGUCCACUCUGUCUUUCCAUUUCAUCCCUGUGUGCCAAAUACAUUUUUAAUGGGGACAUUUCCGCUGCUAUAAGAAGAAACGACCAAAUGCUACAUGGGGGUGAAGUUUGUAUGGUGGGGCUCAUUGUUGUUCGACGAGCUCUGCCUUAAAUUACGCCUUGGGGGGCUGGUUCCCCUGGGGUGAUGCGUUUAAUCUCUGUUCUUUCAUAUCAGAUUGUGUUGACACUCUGUAAUUAUGAAUCUUCCAGUCAAUAAAGAGACCACUGUGGCCGCUUAUGCGGCAUUAAAAUGCUGCGGCUUCAACCACUCUGGCAACACCACUGUGGUUUCUGCAGUUGCUUCCCCAACAGAUGCAGUUUCCAAAUCAAGCUAGUCAGUUGUAACAUGCUAACAGCUAGGGUGUAUGGUACAGGACAAACAAGAACCAAAACUAGCCUGUGUAUUUCAGCCUCCUGUGUGUAUGUGUCAGGCAGGCGGGAAUCAAAGGACCGUGAGGCUGCGGCCUGUCUGCGACAACACUACGAUGCACUUUAAGUUUUGUUUUCUUGAGUGAAAUCAGUCUUAAUAAAUGGGUUACUAUAA
Xenopus laevis (African clawed frog) is the source of this 3548-nucleotide messenger RNA. It is a transcript of the gene xylt2.L, whose product is annotated as xylosyltransferase II L homeolog. NCBI's taxonomy places the organism in Eukaryota, Metazoa, Chordata, Amphibia, Anura, Pipidae. Gene Ontology annotation, cellular component: Golgi membrane; membrane; extracellular region. The record is from RefSeq and is a predicted model, not a curated record. Gene Ontology annotation, molecular function: protein xylosyltransferase activity; glycosyltransferase activity. The coding region runs from base 149 to 2653 and encodes 834 amino acids. Gene Ontology annotation, biological process: proteoglycan biosynthetic process; heparan sulfate proteoglycan biosynthetic process; chondroitin sulfate proteoglycan biosynthetic process. The transcript is spliced from 11 exons.